AUGCACCGUGAUGACUGCCACAAAGCGGGGACAGUAUCUCGGGCGGCGGGAGCGGCACCAUCUUUUCCAGCAGCCGCCGAAAGCUCGGUUGUAAUGGAAACUGGGGGCGAUGCCAGCACAGCCCCUCCGCGGAGGGGAGGCGGCGACGGCGAGUUAGCAACUGCUGGUGUAGCAGAAGCCGCUGGUUUCCAAGCGGCCGCCGCUCGCCCACCGGCUCCUGCGGGGGGAGAGGAUAUGAAUAUGGAUGAUGAGCCAGGCAGCGCUAGUCGAAGAGGCGGCGGCGGCGGCGUGGAUCCUGCUGCAGUGCCGAAAGGAGGCAGAACCAUGGCCCCCGCCCCCUUUCCCCGUGUGCCUUACGCCAAAGAUCCUAAAACAGCCCACCAGCGCUUUCUGCGGAGGAGUGUGGUGGAUUCCGAUCAGGAGGAGCCCCCCUUUGAGCACGCGGAGCCGGAGCAGCAGCAACAGCCCAAGAAGAUCCUCAUCCUCUCCAAAACCAGGCGGAUAAUCGCCGAGAGGGCGAAAGCGGGGCAGAGGCCCGUGGUGGUGGAAGAGACGCGGCCGGGAGAGGAGCCCGCCGGCCAGGUGAAGGGGGUGGCCGCCGAGAGGGUCUCGGCAGGUGACCAGGCGAAGGAGGGCGGCGGCAAGGAGGAUGCCGGGAAAAAAGAAGUGUCCGAACCUUCCAAGGAUCAGGGCAAGUCCAAGAAAGAGGAGGCCGAAGAAGAGGAGGAGGAGGCCGAUAUGAAAGCGGUGGCCACCUCCCCCGAUGACCGGUUCCUAAAGUUUGAUAUUGAACUUGGCAGGGGAUCUUUCAAAACGGUCUAUAAGGGGCUGGACACAGAAACGUGGGUUGAGGUUGCUUGGUGCGAACUUCAGGAUCGAAAGCUGACAAAAAUGGAACGGCAAAGAUUUAAAGAAGAAGCGGAAAUGUUGAAAGGUCUUCAGCACCCAAAUAUUGUUAGGUUUUAUGAUUUUUGGGAGUCGUGUUUAAAGGGAAAAAGGUGUAUUGUGCUGGUAACAGAACUGAUGACCUCCGGAACUCUGAAAACCUAUUUGAAGAGAUUUAAAGUGAUGAAACCAAAAGUUCUUCGUAGCUGGUGUCGGCAAAUCCUAAAAGGUCUUCUUUUUCUGCACACUCGAACACCACCAAUUAUUCAUAGAGAUUUAAAAUGUGACAAUAUUUUUAUAACUGGGCCAACUGGAUCUGUGAAGAUAGGAGAUUUGGGUCUGGCAACUCUUAAGAGAACUUCAUUUGCCAAAAGUGUCAUAGGUACUCCGGAAUUUAUGGCCCCAGAAAUGUAUGAAGAACACUAUGAUGAAUCAGUGGAUGUAUAUGCUUUUGGAAUGUGUAUGUUGGAAAUGGCUACCUCAGAAUAUCCAUAUUCAGAAUGCCAGAAUGCUGCUCAAAUUUACAGGAAAGUAACCUCUGGUGUCAAACCAGCAAGUUUUGAUAAAGUUACUGAUCCUGAAAUUAAGGAGAUAAUUGGAGAGUGUAUUUGCAAAAAUAAAGAAGAGAGAUAUGAAAUUAAAGAUUUAUUAAGCCAUGCCUUCUUUGCUGAGGAUACUGGGGUGAGAGUGGAACUUGCAGAAGAAGACGAUGGUAGAAAAUCCUCUAUUGCCUUAAGACUCUGGGUAGAAGAUGCUAAGAAAUUGAAAGGGAAGUCCAAAGAUAAUGGAGCCAUUGAGUUUACUUUUGAACUGGAGAAAGAAACUCCAGAUGAUGUUGCACAAGAAAUGGUUGAUGCCGGAUUCUUUCAUGAAAGUGAUGUCAAAACAAUUGCAAAAUCAAUACGUGACAGAGUAGCCUUAAUACAGUGGAGAAGAGAGAGGAUUCCCAUGUUGCAUUCAGAAGAUCAUUGGGACCCGGAAAGCUUAGAAAAAACAAAGGCCACACAAGCACAACCACUUCAGAUUACACACCCUUCUCGUGCUGGUCAUCAGAUUCCAUCAGAACCAGAUGAGCCUGAAGUGGACCAGCAACUUUCUCAACAAAAUCUGCCCACAAGCAUUACUUCACUUGCAUCCGAUAGCACAUUUGACAGUGGUCAAGGAUCAACUGUGUACUCAGACUCCCAGAGUAGCCAGCAAAGUGUGAUCUACUCUUCGGUUCCUGAUGCAAUAACUCCAGCUGUUCAGCGUGUUUAUAGCCCACCUCUCAGUGAGAGCCAGACUUUGCCACAUGGUCUUCAGCAGAUAGGGCCCUACCAGCAACCUUCAGUACCUGGACUUCCAGUGGUUCAGGGUCCAACUGCUGUUGUGCCUCCGCGGCCACAACUUUAUCCAGAACCAGCAAUUCCAUUUCCUAUUGUCCAUCCCACCUCAGUUGCCCCUGUGCAGAUGAGACAACCUCAGCCUGUAUUAAUCAGCCAGCAGCAAUCCAUCUCAAGCCCAGCUCCUUUACAGCAAGUUUUCAGCAACCAGCCCGUGUGUCCAGUACAGCAACCUGCACCUCAUCUUUUGUCCCAGUUUCAAGCGCCCAGUUCUCAUAUGGCAGCUACCAGUGCACCACUGGCACCUCUGCAGGUCCCCUCUGUGCAAUCACUUCCACCGGUUCCACCUGCUCAAAUUCCUCAGUUCCCCAUCAUUCCUGCAGUCACCCCUCUGGUAGGACUUGACACUCAUCCUUCAAACCUGUCUGAUAUACCUGCUGCAAAUAUGACCCCCGUCCCUGCUCCUUCUCAAUAUUUUCCUUCAGCUGUGAUAAUACCAAGCCUUCCUGUGAACUCAGCUCUGCCACUGUCAUCCAAUUCCCCUGCCCUCCCCAUGCAAGCAGUCAACCUUCCUCAUACUACUGUGGCUUCCUUGGUCUUACCCUGCCAAACAAUUGUGCCAAAUAUGCCAGAUGCUACAGUACCAUUAAUUUCUAUGCCUCUACCGGGAGUGUCAGCUUUACCAACACAUCAUGCGGCAGCCCAGCUCUCCCAACAACAAAUGUACCAGGCUACCCUCCAGCAGAUAAUACAAAACGAAGCUAUGUCUUCUCCCCUCCACACUCAGAAUAUGCAAGCAGUUUCACAACAGCAGCAACAGAUGCUGUCUUCACUUCCACAGUCACUCCAGCCAAGCAUAAUUCAUCCUUCAGAACAGGCUAUGUCUGCUUCUGGGGCUGGUAAUCAGAUUAUUGGACAUCCUCAGUAUGCUGUGGAUAUUGGAACCCAUAUACCUGCAUUGCCAGUGCAGGCGUCUGCCAUUAUAUCACCACCAUUGCAAUUGCAGCCUGAAGCAAUGCUACCCCGUAUUGCUUCAGAUGGACUUUCACAAAGCAAUCUUGGCACAACUAAUUCAGCAAUGUUGGCAGAUCAUGGACUGCCCCUUCAAUGCUCUGCUUACCCACAAUCUCAGUCAGACAGUCACCAGCUUCCUGGCCAGCAGGUUCCAACCACAGGUCCAGUUUCAGAACCUCCUCAAGAGGUGGAGCAAGCAGUACUGGAGAAGCAGCAGUCACUGUCACAGAGCUGUGAAAGUUAUAGGAGUCCUGAUGUUGCUUCUGGAAAAGAGAUGAGUGACAGUUUUGAAGGAACAAGUGGAGGUGGGAAACAAGAAGGAAAACCUUCAAAGAAACACAAAAAAUCAGCACGUGCUCGUUCACGCCAGGAAAAAUCCAAUAGGCCCAAGCUUACCAUUUUAAAUGUGUGCAAUACAGGGGAUAAGAUGGUGGAAUGCCAACUAGAAACACACAAUCACAAAAUGGUCACUUUUAAAUUUGAUUUAGAUGGUGAUGCUCCAGAGGAAAUUGCUACAUAUAUGGUUGAAAAUGAAUUUAUACUACCAACUGAGAAAGAGGUAUUUAUUGAGCAACUGAAAGAAAUUAUUGACAAGGCAGAAGAUAUGCUUAGUGAAGAUACUGAAGGGGAGCGAAGUUCUGAUCAAGGCGUCAGCCCUCAGCAAGAUACCUACAAGCUUGAAAUCAAUGAGGAGAAUCGCCAAUCCCAUGCAAGAACACCCGUCUACCAACAGAAUGUUCUGCAUACUGGGAAACGUUGGUUUAUCAUUUGUCCCGUUGUGGAAAAUCAAGCUGACGAAGUACCAGAAUUCUCAUCUCAUGCACCUCAAAGUGCAAAGCAGUCUGAAGCCCCAGGUCUGGAGCUGUUGGAUGAUCAGCAACAGAGCUCUGCAGUGACAGAAAAACAAACAAGCUUAGCUUAUCAACAUAUUUCUAAUCAACUUGGCUCCAAUGAGUGUCCCAGAGGAACUCCUCCUUCUUCUUUAACACAAGUUUCUGUACAAUCUUCAUUAACUUCCCUUUCACAGGUCCAUCCAAUGUUAGCUUCAACCACACUAGAAAAAAUUGCUGAAAGUACAAGUCAGUUAGAAUGCCCUUUGCCACAACCAGUCUUAGCCAGUCAGUGUGACACCCCUGCCCAUGCUACAGCUACAUCUGAAGAACAUUUUGAGGAUAAGGUCCCUCUAAAAACCUCACAGCACACAGUACAAAAGAAAGAUGAGAAAACUUGCUUUCCCAAUAUAGAACACGAACACAGCACAGCUGGACUGCCAAAACCAUUUCAGUCUACUCCUGUGCAGACAACAGAAAAUUCUUUCCCUGUCAUCGCUGAUGCUCCUGUUUCGAAACUUCAGUCUUCAACCCAAACCCCCAGUUUGUCAGAUAAUACUCAGCUUGGCCAGAUACCACAUUCUUUUGUAGACCAGAUACCUCCCAUGCCUGCAGUCUCUGAACUUCCAGUUUCAGCAACAUCUCAACUUUCAAGUCCUCCUCACCUCUCAACAACUGUAUCUCAAUUGCAUAUGCCAACCCAGUCCCAGCCAGUGGUAUCCACUGGCUCGGCUAUGACUGCACCUCAGCCACCUUGUAUGGUAGAAUCAGAUGGUGAAGGGCCACCAAGAGUUGAUUUCACUGACAACACAAUAAAAAGUUUGGAUGAGAAACUUCGCAACCUGCUGUAUCAAGAGUAUAUUCCAACAUCAUCUGCUUCAGCAGCAACACCAGACCAAGUGGAUGGUGAAUUUAAUCUGGCAUCUUUGCCUGCACUUGUGUUAGAUUUGAAAAUUCCUGGAGUUGGCUUGGAUGCUCAUGUGGCUGAAGAUCAACCCUCUCCAAUUCUGGCAAAACAAUCUGAUGUUACUGGCACCGGGAUCCAGCAUUCAGAAAUAAACAAAGCAGGUCAAGAUGCAAAUGUCAGUUCACCUACUAUCCUAACAUCAGGAUACACUCAGGUUGUUUCUUCUUCACUUACAGCAGACCAGAAGGACAUUGCUAAGAGGAAUGAAAAGGAAAAUGUCAAUGUAUUACCUGAAAAGGGAAACAAAUCUCAAAAAAAUGGCUCUAUAGACUCCAAUGUCAAAGAAGUGGAAACACCAGCAAAAACUAUAGGCAGAUUUUCUGUGAUCAGCACUCAGGAUGAAUUAACUUUAUCAUCUGUGCAUUCCUUGAGGUAUUCUGCACCUCCAGAUGUUUAUCUGGACAAUCAGCCUUCUAGCCCUGAUAUAAAGUCAUCUCUGCGUCGUGUGCAGACAGCUUCCUCUUUUGAUAUCCUUUAUGGAAAGGAUUCCAGUGAUUCUGGAGACGAAUCUCUUCCAGGAAAACAAGUUGCAUCUCCAUUGUCUUCUCAGAGCAGUAGACUGGGAAACGAUAACAUUAAAAAGACUUCAUGUAUUCUGCAAAAGUCAGUAAAGUCAAGUUCACAGGGCCUUAAUUCUCCAAAUGGUCAUGGAUCAAAAAUCCCAACUAUCAACGUAACUUCUUUCCAUUCUCAGUCAUCAUACGUGAGUAGUGACAAUGACUCUGAGUUUGAAGAUGCAGACAUGAAAAAAGAAUUGCAGAACCUGAGAGAAAAACACAUGAGGGAGAUUACUGAGUUGCAGUCACAACAGAAAAAAGAAAUAGAAGCUUUGUACGUUCGUCUGGGAAAACCACUACCACCCAAUGUCGGAUUCCUUCAUUCUGCUCCACCAAGUGGCCGCCGAAGAAGAACAAGCAAGCACAAAUUAAAAACUGGGAAAUUGCUAAACCCCGUUGUCCAGCAGCUCAAAACAUCAAGUGCAAGCAAUAUAUCAGAGCAUAAAGACCCUUUGGCUAAGGGAAGCACUAGAGCUCAAGCAGACUCUGCUGAAGCAACAGGACUGACUGUGUCCACAUCAGCCAUACUUGACAGCUCAGUUCAGACUCAGCAACCUUGCUCUGUCAAGGCUUCAUUAUCCUCUGACAUUUGCUCUGGAGUAGCUUCUGAAGGAGGCGAUGUCCGUGGAAAUUCUGGCCAAGGCUGGACGGUUUUCCACCAAACGUCUGAGAGAGUGACCUAUAAAUCUAGUAGCAAACCUCGUACCAGAUUCCUCAGUGGACCUGUGUCUUUGUCCAUCUGGUCCACCCUGAAACGACUAUGUCUAGGCAAAGAUCACAGUAGUAGAUCUUCAGCAAACAGCCUUGUAGCAUAUCCAGAUCCUCUACCACAAACAACAAUACAGGUUCAGGUACAAGCCAACAACAGUAACAACAAGAAAGGAACCUUCACAGAUGAUCUCCACAAAUUGGUGGAUCAAUGGACAAACAAAACCAUGGGAACUGUACAAGCAAAGCCAUCCUUAAAUCAACUUAAACAGAAUCAAAAACGGCAAGACAUGGAGUCCAAGGCUAAUCCCAUGCAGACACAGAAUGAGACCUGUGGAGUUAAUGCAGCAAGAACAGGAAUGGGGAAAAAGUGUGUUGUUCCAGUGACUUGUCCACUGUCAGCUGCAUUAACUUCUGGAGUUCCACCAUCCCAGCCAGUGCCUAUGCCAGGUACUCUCCUAACUGGCCCAGUCAAACCUUAUGUGAUGUCUCUUGGUCAGUAUGGAGGAGUUCUCCCUACGACCUUCUUUGGAGUGCCCUGGUCGGGCCCAACUACCCAGCUGGGGAUGAGAGGAGGCCAGAGCAUUGCACAGUUUCCAGCUCUUUGCCCUAGUAGCUUCCAGUUGUUUCCAGUGCCCCUGCAGAGGCCCUAA
Messenger RNA from Notechis scutatus (mainland tiger snake), 6936 nucleotides. It is a transcript of the gene WNK2, whose product is annotated as WNK lysine deficient protein kinase 2. Gene Ontology annotation, biological process: protein phosphorylation. Gene Ontology annotation, molecular function: protein serine/threonine kinase activity; ATP binding. The record is from RefSeq and is a predicted model, not a curated record. Lineage: Eukaryota; Metazoa; Chordata; Lepidosauria; Squamata; Elapidae.